AAAUUGUGAAAUUUACAUCAAUGACAAUAAAAAAAUGCCUUACGGUUUUGGAGUAUCGUCGGAGCAAACCGGUCCUCAGGAAAUCACAAACAACGUACGAUAAUGUUGAACUUUCGGCUAAAAAUUCAUUAAAUGAAGGAUAUCACGCGCAGUGUUAUAAGUUAUUCACAGCGAUUAAAGUACCUUAUAAUUUUCCAAAUCUCGAGCAACAGGAAAGUGCAGCGGAAUGCGAUAAUGCACCGGAAGUUUCUGGGGAGAGUUCCGAAUCGUAUGUUCCUGUUACUUCCACGACAACUCAGGGUGCUGGUACAUCGACAGACGAAGCGGGAGUAUCAAGCAACUUUGAACGAGACUUCGAUUUUUUAUGUAUAUAUUAUAAUUGAAAGAAAUAGAUUUUUUUAUUUGCAUUCUAUUUUUCA
Temnothorax curvispinosus is the source of this 419-nucleotide messenger RNA. RefSeq lists its product as uncharacterized. The transcript has 2 exons. Lineage: Eukaryota; Metazoa; Arthropoda; Insecta; Hymenoptera; Formicidae. The coding region runs from base 21 to 383 and encodes 120 amino acids. The record is from RefSeq and is a predicted model, not a curated record.